Drosophila kikkawai is the source of this 1995-nucleotide messenger RNA. The record is from RefSeq and is a predicted model, not a curated record. NCBI's taxonomy places the organism in Eukaryota, Metazoa, Arthropoda, Insecta, Diptera, Drosophilidae.
UUGGCCCUGUUUGUUGGCCAAUAACCAUACUCAUACAGAACAGAACGGAACAGAACACGACGACGAGGCGACCGAAGCGAAGCGAGGCGAACGAGACGAACUGCAACUGCAACUGAAACUAAAAGAACGUAACGUAACGUACCGAGGCGAGCUAAUUGCCAAAUGGCCACGUAGUGCGCGAAACGUAACGUGAACGUGAACGUAAACGUAACGAACACCUAUACCAACACACAAACACUCACACACACACACUCUUACACAUGUACAUGCCCACUCUCAGUUGAGAGUCGUAAUUGUCGCGGUUUCUCGUUUAUCGCUUGGCCAUUUUUUUGUAUCGCUAUGUAAAGCGAGUCGCGUUCAACGAUUGACGAUUAACGAUCAACGGGUAACGAUCAGCGAGUAGCGAGCAACGAUCAGCGAUCCGCGCACAAAAUGGCGUCGGCGCAGGCGGAAACGGAUGUGGUAGUGGCGCCCGAGCAGGCACAAGUGACGCAAAGGCAGCGCAGCGGUGGCACAGGCAAAGGAGCCAGUUCCGGGACAGGAUCGCCGAAGAGUAAUCGCAGUUCGCCGGGCCAGGAGGAGAAGAACAUCAAGACGGAGGAUCGCACUUCCCCAGGAGCAGGAGGAACCUCUAAGGACGAUGAAAAGGACUCGACAGGCGGCGGCCUGGGAGGAUCCUCACCCGUGAGCUCGCCCCAGGGUCGGAGCUCCUCGGUCGCCUCGCCCAGCUCCAGUUCGCAACAGUUCUGCCUGCGCUGGAACAACUACCAGUCCAACCUGACCACCAUCUUCGAUCAGCUACUGCAGAACGAGUGCUUCGUGGACGUGACCCUGGCCUGCGACGGUCGCUCCAUGAAGGCCCACAAAAUGGUGCUCUCCGCCUGCUCUCCCUACUUCCAAACCCUGCUGGCGGAGACGCCCUGCCAGCACCCCAUCGUGAUCAUGCGCGACGUCAACUGGUCGGAUCUCAAAGCAAUUGUGGAGUUUAUGUACCGCGGCGAGAUCAAUGUGAGCCAGGAUCAGAUAGGACCUCUGCUCAGGAUAGCCGAGAUGCUGAAGGUGCGCGGCCUGGCGGAUGUGACUCACAUGGAGGCGGCCACGGCCGCUGCAGCGGCAGCCUCGGAACGCAUUUCCUCGCCCAAAGAAAGUGGUGCGUCCACCGGAGGUGGAGGCCAGUCCAGGACCGAAACCGAGAGGGAUACCGAGGAGCUGCUGGCCUUUAUGCAGCCAGAGAAGAAGUCACGCACGGACUGGGAUCCCGCAGAGCUGCGACUAUCGCCCUUGGAACGGCAGCAGAGCAGGAAUGUAAGGAAACGACGUUGGCCCUCGGCAGACACCAUCUUUAAUGCCCCAGCACCACCGAGUCCACUGAGCAGCCUGAUAGCCGCCGAGCGGAUGGAGCUGGAGCAAAAGGAGCGCGAGCGGCAACGGGACUGCUCACUGAUGACGCCGCCACCCAAGCCGCCGCCGAUGAGCGGCAGCAGCGGAUCGGGCUCCCGCCGUCUCGAGUCAGCCAUCCAUGCUCUGGACAUGCCCUCGCCGGCAGCCACGCCAGGACCGCUGUCGCGAUCCUCGCGUCCCCACUCGCAGAGUCCCCAGCAGCAGUCCGGUCAGCAUUCCCUACCAUUGCCCCUGCCGCUGCUUCCGCAUCAUCAUGCGCCGCCACCUGCCCCACAUCCCGCCCAGAGUUCGGCCAGUGGCCACCACCCGCCUUCACCUGCGGGCGAUUCCCGCUUUCCUUUGGGUCCCUCCGCGGCCGCCAUGGCCGCUGCUAUGGAGUUGAGUGGCCUUGGAGGUGGCCCACCUGCCGAGCCACGUCUUCCGCCUCCACCGCCGCACCAUCAUGGCGGCGGCGGAGUGGGCGUUGGAGUGGGAGGAUCAGGGGUGGCGGGUUCCGGCGGAGGAUCGUCGCUGGCCGAUGACAUGGAAAUCAAGCCGGGUAUCGCCGAAAUGAUCCGAGAGGAAGAAAGGGUGAGAAUGAUUGACAGCUCUCAC